UUUGGAAUAUUUUGGAUUUCAAAAAUCUAGAUAACGGAGACUCAACCUGUAUCAGUACCCUGUGUUGGCAUUUGACGCCAAAAUAAUUAUUGGGGAGACCUGGAACUACACUAGGCCAGAACAAGACAUCUGGGAAGCCACCAUUGCCAGAAAUAGACCCUGCAAAAUCAGAAUCUCUGGAAGAUUUUGUCCUGGACUCUUUCCAUUCUUGCCACAAACAUCCCUCCAAUGCGGCUGGGUCUCCCGGGGAGCAGAGGGAGGUGGCUCCCUUUCUGCCCUCCUUCCUUGCCUUUGGGGAUGAGGCUCCAGGUGGCAGCUGCCAGCUCUUGCUCAUUGCAAACAGAGACCAGGAGAGAAGAGAGAACUGGAAAUCUCAUCCAUCGACCAACAGCAAGGCCAAGGCAGACGUGAAGGUGAAGGACUAUAAUGUCUAACAACAUGGCCAAGAUUGCGGAGGCGCGUAAGACAGUGGAGCAGCUGAAACUGGAAGUGAACAUCGAUCGCAUGAAGGUAUCCAAGGCAGCAGCUGACCUCUUGGCUUACUGUGAAGCCCAUGCCAAGGAAGACCCGCUGGUAACCCCUGUGCCCUCUUCAGAGAACCCCUUCCGUGAGAAACGGCUCUUUUGUAUAGUGCUAUGAGCCCAUGCAUGGGGAAAGAAGAUCCCAAAAGAAGCUCCUUCCACUUCCAGCCCUGGGUGAAGUUUCCUUGGAUCUCCAUGUGGCAUGUUUAUUCCUAGCAGAAUGCAGCAGAGAAGAAAUCUUGGGGUUAAACAGGGGUGUAAAUGGAUAGAAAUUUGUAUGUCUGUGUACUUUACACAUCCACCAGUUUGUAUGUGAUGUUUGUGGCUGCAUCUACAAUGCAGAAUUAAUGUAGUUUGACACUGCUUUAACUGCCAUGGCUCAA
Messenger RNA from Sceloporus undulatus (fence lizard), 904 nucleotides. RefSeq names its product G protein subunit gamma 8 (gene GNG8). The coding region runs from base 427 to 639 and encodes 70 amino acids. Gene Ontology annotation, molecular function: G-protein beta-subunit binding. NCBI's taxonomy places the organism in Eukaryota, Metazoa, Chordata, Lepidosauria, Squamata, Phrynosomatidae. The record is from RefSeq and is a predicted model, not a curated record. The transcript has 3 exons. Gene Ontology annotation, biological process: G protein-coupled receptor signaling pathway. Gene Ontology annotation, cellular component: heterotrimeric G-protein complex.